AUGUCAUCAGCGAGACCAACCCGCACCCCACUUUCAGCAUCGUCUAAUAAAGCUACACCACCAUUAGUCCUAAGCAGAUUCCUUAAACGUUCAGUUUUUGAAGUAAUUAAAGAAAGAAUAACAAAACUCGAUCAUGACCUUUUUGAUGUUAUUUGGCCGGCAGUGAAGAAACUACCAGAUAAUAGAAAUAUUGUCCAAACCGUUGAGGAAGACUUUCCUGGAGGAAUAACUGCACCCGAUUAUUAUGUGUAUGAAGUUUUUCAUGAAUUUUUAAUGCCACUUAUCAAAGAUUUGCAUAAUAUUAACAUAAACUCAGAAUUACCUUUACACCCUAAAUCCGACUUUAUAAAAAUACAGCCAAAGACCUCGGCAGCUGAACCCCUUGUUGAAUUAAAUAUCGAUCCGAACGAUGAGUUCGUACUUUCUGGUGCUAUUGAAUGUUCGAGAAAUUUAGACGGCUUUGAAUUACCAUUGAACUUAAAGGUAGGAAAAUUGGAAACCAUUGAAAGAAUAAUAACAACAAUAUUAAUGCAAGAUGAUUUCACAAAGUUCAGUGAACCUUCAAAUCCCGAAUCUGAUCAAAAAGGCGGUACUUAUUACACUUUAAAUGAAGUUUUAGAAAAGCCGUCUGAAAUCUGUGCAUCUCUUGCGUCUAGUGGUUUAUUGAUAGCAUUAUGUGACAGGGAAGAAAUCGAUGACUGCACUCGCUUACAUGGUCGACAUUGGCCUUAUGGUCGAGGCGUUUUUGUCACUGAAGAUAAAACAGUAGCUGUUUGGAUAAAUGUACAUGACCACUUGCGAGUGCUCGUAUCAACACCUACAGAUUCUCCAGGGGAGAUAGGUCUCCCAUUUAGUAAAAUGUCUUUUAUCAUGUCGUAUCUUCACGAAAGACUUGAUUUUGUCUGGCAUAAAAAACUAGGACACUUGAGCAGCAGACCUACAUAUUUAGGUGCUGGUAUAAGAUUCAGCCUCAUUGUCAGUUUUCCUGGCUUAUCUAAAGAUUCGGAUAAUAUGAAACAUUUAUGUGCCAUGAGAGGAUUACAAUACAGAGAAACGUUAAGUGCAAAUAUAGCAAGAAUAAGCAAUUAUCAAUCCCUAAGCAUUACAGAAACAAACUGUUUUAAUGACUUUGCGACGGCUUCAUCAAAUCUUUUGCAUUUGGAGAAAGAUUUAUCCAUGCAAAAUUCAGCUCACAUUGCGACAAUGCUAACAAAUAUUUUCCGAAGAAAGAGGAGCAGCUUAGCCGAUUUAGAUAGCCCUGAAAAGCAUCCAAAAUUUUAA
Molecule: messenger RNA, 1281 nt
Organism: Amyelois transitella
Lineage: Eukaryota; Metazoa; Arthropoda; Insecta; Lepidoptera; Pyralidae
Product: arginine kinase
Exons: 2
Coding region: 1-1281 (426 amino acids)
Biological process (GO): phosphocreatine biosynthetic process
Molecular function (GO): creatine kinase activity
Source: RefSeq, a predicted model, not a curated record